This is a messenger RNA of Rotaria sp. Silwood1, 3243 nucleotides long. Lineage: Eukaryota; Metazoa; Rotifera; Eurotatoria; Philodinida; Philodinidae. The record is from the annotation of a GenBank genome assembly.
AUGUCUGAAAGUGAAGAUUUUGAAUCAUUAAAAGUACUUGAACUUCAAAAUGAACUUAAAAAACGUGGUCUUGAUACAAAAGGACGUAAAGCUGAUUUAAUUGAUCGAUUAAGGCAAGCAAUUAAUAAUGGAAGUGAAGCUGGUGAUUCAACAAUAAAUGAUUCUACGCAUAGUGAUAAUGAUGAUGAUGAUGAUGAUGAUGAAUCAGCUGCAGCUAUAAUAGAAGAUACUAAUCAAGAUAAUGAUGAACAAGAAGAAGCAACAGGUGAAAAAGAAGAAGUAACAGAUGAACAAGAAGAAACAUCAAGUGAACAAAAUUUACAAACCAUUGAAGAUCAUCCUAUUGAUGAACAAAAUAUAGAUGAAUCACCAUCAAAUAAAAAACGUCGUCUAACAGACGAAGAAAUAGAAAAAGAAGUUGAAGAAAUUGAAGAUAAUACAAAUGAAAAUCAAACAAAUAAAUUAGAAAAUGAUGAUGAUUUAGCAAAACAAAAACGUAAAAAAAAGAGUCGCUGGGCUUUAGAACAAGAUGAAGAAUCAUCAGAAAAACUAUCAACUACAAAACAAACAUCCGAUGAUGAUGAUGAUGAUCAUGAUGAUAAUGAUGAUAAUAAUAGUAGUAGUAGACAUCGAGAACGAGAUCAUGAUCGUGAUUAUCAUCGAUCAUCAAGACAACGUGAUGACGAUCGACAUUAUAGUAGUCGACAUUCAGAAAAAUCAACGGAAAGAGAAAUACCACUUCCGGAAGAAGAAACAGUACAAUUUAAUAAUGAUGAUGUUGUGCUUGAUUUUUAUACAUCUGAUUUAAAUCUUACUCUUAAUCCGGAUUGUUUAUCAGCAUUGAAUAAAUCUAAUGAUGCAUUAUGUUUCUUAUGGGCUGGUGCUCGUGCAACGUAUGGAUUUAAACAAGGAAAAAUUUGUUAUGAAAUUCGAAUAAGUGAAAUAAUAAAUUGUCCACAAAUGCCCGAUAGUGAAAAAGAAAAAUUCGGUAUUCGUGUCGGUUGGUCAAAUUUAUCGUCAGGUCUUCAUGCGCUACAAUUAGGUGAAUUCAAUGAUUCAUUUGCUUAUACAUCAAUUGGUAAAAAAAUGAGUAAAACAAAUGAUGAAUUAAUUGAAGAGACUUAUGGUGAAUCAUUUGGACAAUCUGAUAUUAUUGGUUGUUAUAUUGAUUUUGGAGAUGAUAUAGAAGAUAAUUUAAUUCGUAUAUCAUUUACAAAAAAUGGUGAAGAUUAUGGUCAAGCAUUUGAAUUUUCAAAAAAGAAUUUAAACGAAUUUUAUCCACAUAUAUUAGUCAAAAAUGUUAAAUUUGAAUGUAAUUUUGGACAAUUAGAACAAUCAUGGUUUGAAAUCAAAUCUGAUUAUACAUUUGCACAACGAAUUCCUUUAUCCGAUCGUGUACGUUGUUCAGAACCAAUUUUAGAAAAAUCCGAUUGUCAAGUUAUUCUUCUUUCGGGUUUAAAUGGUUCUGGUAAAACAACAUGGGCCAAAAAAUAUAUAGAAGAUAAUCCAAAAAAAGAUUUUAAUUUAUUAAAUAUUGAAUAUGUUCUGAAUAAAAUGACGACGGAUGGAAAAUUACCAAUUAUAAAAGAUCGUAAUGAUGGUUUAAUGUUACGUGUGAAUAUAUGUUUACAAAAAUUAAUUGAAAUAGCUGCACAACGUCGACGAAAUUAUAUUAUUGAUCAUGUAAAUACAACACGAGAAAGUCAAUCUAAACGUCAACGUUUAUUUUCUGGUUAUCAUCGAACUGGUGUUGUUAUUGUACCUGAUGAUGAUGAAUUAAAACGACGUAUUGAAAAAUUAGAAAAAUCAGAAAAUAUUUCAAUACCAUCACAAUGGAUUAGAGAAGCUAAAGCUAAAUUUUAUUUUCCACAAAAAAGUUCAUCAUUAGAAGAUGUUAUCUAUCCAGAAUUAUCUUAUGAGGAUGCGAAAUCAUUAUACGAUAAAAUACGUCGAGAUUAUGAUCAACAUCGUUCAUCAUCAUCGUCAUCACGUUAUGAUCGACAUGAUGAUUAUCAUUCAUCACGUAAUAAUAAUCGAAAUCGUUAUGAUGAUCGUGAUCAUCGUAGUCGAGAUCGUGAUCGUGAUCGUGAUCGAUAUGCUCGCUCACGUUCACGUUCACGUGAUCGAGAUCGUCGAACAUCAUCACGUGAUGAUUCAAGGUUUUCAUCAUCACAUAGAAAUGAUAAUUAUCGUGGUGGUGGUGGUGGCGGCGGCGGUGGCGGUGGUGGUUAUUCUCGUGGUGGAGCUAAUCGUUAUUCUGAUCAUCGACAAGAUUCAAGAAGUAAUCAACGUGCUGGUUUUCAUGACGGUGGUAAUAAUAAUUAUCGCGGAAGAGGAAAUAAUUAUAAUAAUCAAUCCAAUGAUGAAUGGCGUGGUGGAUAUGGUCAUCAACGAAAUGAUUUUAAUAGUGGACGUAAUCGUGGUGGUUUUGAUAAUAAUAGAAAUCAAUAUAAUAAUAAUCGUGGUUCAUAUCAUGAUAAUCAACGUACUGGUGGAUUUAGACAAGAUUUUAAUAAUCAACAACGAGGUAGACAAUUUAAUGAUUAUAGUAAUAAUCAACAACAACAAGGUGGUGGAAGAGGAUUUAUGCAGAGCAAUAAUACUUUCAAUCAACAACAUGAAAGACAAAAUUUUGUUUCUAGACCUCCUAUGCAACAACAACAACAGCCACAACAACAGCAUUCAUUUCAUACUCCACAACAACAGCAACAACAACGCCUACAACCACUUCUUCAAAAUCUACCAUCGAAUCAACAACAAUUUCCGUCUCAUCUGACACAACAAACAGCAAAUAAUCCCAAUCUAUCGUUACCAACACAGAACCCAUUAAAUGUUAACCCAUUAUCUAAUCCUGCUAAUGUAACUCAACAAAACGCACUUGAUCCAUGGCUUGCAUUAAUGUCAGCUGCCCUCAAUACCCAGCCUACAGCAGCAGCAGCAGUAGCAGCACCUCAACAACCGCAACAAGAUACAAAUUCCUUAACUCAACAAUGGGCACAAUGGUUAAAAACAGCACAAAUGGCUCAAACAGCACAACAAGUUCAACCUCAAUUAACAGUUCAACAAACUGAUUCUCAUCAACAACAGACACAAAUUCCAGACGCAAGUGCUUUGUAUUAUCAGGCAUAUUAUGCUCAAUUAGCUGCUGCACAACAACAAGCAGCAGCAGCUGCUGCCGCCGCCGCUGCCGCAGCUGGAUCAACGAACGGAGGUGUUGCACCACCAAGCAAUAGUGAUAAAUAG